This is a messenger RNA of Lepisosteus oculatus (spotted gar), 2026 nucleotides long. RefSeq names its product progesterone receptor membrane component 2 (gene pgrmc2). Gene Ontology annotation, cellular component: endomembrane system; endoplasmic reticulum; membrane. The record is from RefSeq and is a predicted model, not a curated record. Lineage: Eukaryota; Metazoa; Chordata; Actinopteri; Semionotiformes; Lepisosteidae.
AGUCUUUUAGGGGUGCACGACAUCUGCCGAGCAGAUACUACAACUCCCGACGUGAACCACGCCUUGUGUCGUGGUGACCCAAUCAGAUUUGACUCCAGCCCCAGUGGGCGGCAGUGUUGUGGGGGUAGGCGCUAACGUGCAGUAUGGCGGACGAUGGAGACAGAAGGAGUGGAGCAGCUGACACUAGCGGCGGGCCAGGGACUUCAGAGGAGGCUGAAUCAGGGCUCGGUCUAGGCGGCAUGUUGCUGAAUGUCAGUGUUUUAGUGUUGGUGCUGGCCCUCUGUUACGGGAUCUACCGGAGGUGGGGGAGGCGGGCCGGCUUGGAUGCGGCCCAAGCGAAGGAGGCCGCGUCUCUGCCCAAGAUGAAGAGACGAGAUUUUACUCUGGAGCAGCUGAGGGAAUACGAUGGUGUGCAGAACCCACGGAUCUUGAUGGCAGUGAAUAUGAAAGUCUUCGAUGUGACCAGCGGGAAGAGGUUUUAUGGGCGCGAUGGACCAUAUGGAAUCUUUGCUGGAAGAGAUGCGUCUAGGGGCCUGGCGACCUUCUGUUUGGAUAAAGAAGCCCUGCGGGACGAGUAUGACGACCUGUCUGAUCUCAAUGCUGUACAGAUGGAGAGUGUAAGAGAAUGGGAGAUGCAGUUUUUGGAAAAGUAUGAUUACGUGGGCCGGCUCCUUAAACCAGGGGACGAGCCGUCGGAGUACACGGACGAGGAGGACAUCAAGGAUCACGUGAGACACGACUGAACUGUUCGCUCAACCAAAGCCAGGGCCCAGAGAGCUGCACCCGCGCCACCCGGCCCGGACCGCGCCGGUUCUGUGACCUCUCUCGGCAGUGGAGCCACUUCCCAUCUGUACAGAUUAAAAAAACAACAACAACAGCAGCAAGGAUGUGUACUCCUUUUGGGGAUUUUAAUUAUUCAUCAUGUCUGGUUUGUGCUGCCAACAUUUGUUUUCUUUUUUUUUUUUGGUUGUUUUUGUGUUUUGUUUUGUUCUUCUCGUCACCGUUGUAAUGUCGGCGAAGGGUGGUCGUUUUGAUCUGGGGAACCGGGGGGUACGCGUCGGGGAGGGGUGCCAAGAAGGGGCAGUUUGUGCAUUUUCGUCGUUGCAACUUCACCGCCGAUCAGCUUCUUGCUUUCCUUCGUUCGCUUCUUAAGCAUUAUGGGUCUAGGUGAGCAGUGGGGAGUCCAAAGGGGAAAUAUGUCGUUGGUUUCUCUUUUUACCACUGUCUUCGUAGUUUUUGCACUACUAGAUUUUCAGUUUGUCAUCAUGUGAUUGUACAGUGGGGUUUAGUGGUCUUUGCCGUUGAACCGUGUCGAAUCACUAAAGCUGAAUCUCUGAUCGAAAAGGGAAGGUCACUGGUUUGGCUUCAUUUUAGAGGAGUGUCUAGCAAUUUGCCAGUGAAAUUUCACCAACUAUGUUUACAUGCCACAGAAGUCAGCUGUAAGUCUGUAUUCCCCAAAUGGUUAAUAUUAAUUGUGCCUUAUUUCAGUUGUUUUGUACUUAAACUUGAACUGUUUGAAAGACGAAAAAGAAGAUAAAAGGCUGCCCCAUUGAAGUUUUGUGGAAAAAAAUGUCACUUCCGAUCUAAAUCACAUCAGACUGAAGGCAUGCACUCGUUGGUCUAAGAAAACGACGACUAACAGUCCUUUCCUACGUCACAACCAUGUAUAUAGACUUUAAAAAGUAUAUUCAGUGUUACUGCCAUAUUUAUGUAGUUGACAAAAUCCAUAUACUACUGUGUUGUAAUGGCCAAAAGCCCCAUGCUUUAUUCUAUUUUUUUUGUGGAAGCUCUUUUAAAGUGUGGGGGGAUAUACAGUACAAGAAAUAACGUGCAAGCAAAGUGAUGGGUAGGUUAAAUGUGGGAGGGAAACCGCAGAACCUGUAAAUAUAUGUAUCAUUUUAUUAAAGCAUGUACACGAGAAGUGAGCUACGCUGAAUUCAGACUUCUUGUAGUGAUGUAGGGUGUGUGCGCGGCAGAGAAAAGAUGGACAUGUUCAUGCAUAAUAAACAAUUUGGUUAUAAACUGA